Molecule: messenger RNA, 1200 nt
Organism: Tetrahymena thermophila SB210
Lineage: Eukaryota; Ciliophora; Oligohymenophorea; Hymenostomatida; Tetrahymenidae
Product: transmembrane protein, putative
Exons: 9
Cellular component (GO): plasma membrane
Source: RefSeq, a predicted model, not a curated record
AUGCAAACCAGAAAAUAUUUCAUUAUUUCAUUAAGUAUUUUGAUUUUAUUAUAAAUCACUUUAGCCUCAUCAUGCACUAAACUUAAUGAAGGAUCUUUAUAUGAUUUCUCUCCGCUUUAAAACUCAUAACCAAACUAAUAUUAAGAUGGUAGUAGCAAAGGUACUAUUUACUGGAGUAUCUGCAAUGAUAACUAUUUAAGUUCUCAAUAAUGUAGUUAAAGCAAAACAUACGCAACCUUCUAUGUUUAGUAGGGAUGCUCUUAUUUGACAGGAAGUGAUGAAUUUAACACCUCUGAAUUUGAUUUUAUAGAUGAUGAUAAUCAUUCUAAAGGUAUAAUCGUUAAAUUUCAAGGUGGGUAGCAAGUGAAUAAUGUUCAAUAGCAAUUUGUUUUGAAAGUUUUAUGUGAUGAUUCUAUCAAUACUUAUAAUACCUAAAGUUUAGAAAUACAAAAUGGAGUUUAUACCUUAAGUAUUUCUUCAAAAGCAGGUUGCCCUUCUAUAGAUUUAUCUAGCAUAUGGAAUUUCAUGAAUGAUAAUAAAUGGGUAGGAACAAUAUUUUUAAUAGUUGUAGGCUUUUUCUUAUGCUUCUUUGGUCUUAAGUUAAUUAAGUUAACUCUAUUUCUGACCGGGUUCACAUUAGGAUUUUUGUUGUCCUUUUUCAUAUUUGAAGCACUUAUGAAGCCAGAUUCAUCAACUGGCUUAAAUUGGACUGCAAUUAUUGUUAGCGUUCUCGUAGGUAUAGUAGGUGCUAUUCUUGCAUUUAAAGUUGAAAAGGCUGGACUCUUCUGUCUUGGAGCUCUUGCAGGAACAUUUUUAGCUUUUAUUAUUUUUAACGCAUUCCACUUUGCUAGUUCAAAUAAACUUGUAUUAUGGUUAGAAGUAGGAUUGUGUUCAUUCAUUUUUGGCUGCUUAUGCGUUUAUAUUAAAAGUUAUAUCUUGAUUUUAGCCUCUUCUUUGGUCGGAGCAUAUAUGAUAGUAAGAGGAAUUUCUCUUUAUCCAGGUGGAUUUCCAAAUGAGCUCACAGUUUCUUAACAAAUUAAAAAUGGUGAUUGGACUUUCCCUUGGUACUACUAUCUGUACUUAGUAGCAAUCAUUGUUUUGAAAGUUUGUGGAGGUAUCUAUCAAUACAGAAGAUAUAAAAAUAAAGGACAAAGUAGAGAAAGCAAUACUUCUGAUGAUUACAGAAAGAUGAAGCAGUGA